Ordospora colligata OC4 is the source of this 1326-nucleotide messenger RNA. RefSeq lists its product as uncharacterized. The transcript has a single exon. The coding region runs from base 1 to 1326 and encodes 441 amino acids. The record is from RefSeq and is a predicted model, not a curated record. NCBI's taxonomy places the organism in Eukaryota, Fungi, Microsporidia, Ordosporidae.
AUGCUAAAGGAUUUGAUUGAUGAAGAUGAGUUUUGCAGAAAGCUUAGAACAGCUUCCGAGGAUGAUGCUCAGGAUGGAUUUUAUAUAAUAUUUUAUAAGCUUCUUCUGGAUCCUUCGCAACAACUGCUAGACAGCCUUCUGUCAAGUUAUCCUGUCCAAGACGUAGUGAAUGGUUUAAAACAUCUCAUAAAAUUCAAGUUUUACAGACUUACAGAUGAUGUUUCUAACAACCUGAUUAGCAUCGUUAGCAUGAUGCUUGUAUAUGAAGAUAAUGUGGAUACAUUAAUUGUGAACAUGCUGCGACUUCAUCUUAUAGAAGAUGUAUUUUCGAUGUACAAGGCGCAUCCAAAGUACUUUACUAGCCAUCCUGUGUCUCUAAUGUUUUUGAUGUUUUUUUGUGCCCAAAGCACUAUACAUCGAGCAUUUUUUGAUGCAUCUGACUUUCAAUGCAGUGAUUUUCUGUUUUUACAGAUCAAGGAAAUGAUUGAAGAUCAAGGUUCUGAGACUUACGUAAACAAGAGAUCCAAAAAGAAUAUUAGCAAACGCAACUUAGACUACCCACCCUUUCCGUUUAUAGAUUAUUUUUACUCAAAAGGACUUCUGAACGUAUUGUUUACAGCCACGCCAUUUAAUAUGCUUUCUUCUCAACUUUCAGUGGAGCUUGAGAUGAACAUAAUGUUUGUUCUUGAGAAUGUGCAUAAUCUUAACUUUGAUUUUUACAUGAAUCUUCUUUUUAAGGAUUACAUACGCAAUGAAACAGAAGCAUGCAGAGUUUUGAGAUUUAUUGCAAACAUUCCAUGUAUGUUAAGCAUAUAUAAUGUAGUGGAUAGUAUAUUGAGGAGAUAUCCGUCUUCUUUUGUUGCAUUGAUAUACGAUUUGAUGUUUUGGAAUGAAAAAGAAAAGAUUAACCAGAAUCUAGUGGAUUAUCUCAAAAUAAUGGAUAACAGAUGCAUUCUGAUGAUAAAUCCUCUGCUAGAUGAAUGGCAAUCUCUGAAAUACGCAAUUGACAUUAUACAUAAGAGGCAUCAGCCAACCAAGGAAUCAAUUCACCGGAUGAUACACGGACUUGGAUUUGACAGGUAUUACGAGAUAGUCCGAGAAAUGAAAAGAAAUAACAUACCUAUUAUACCAAUUGAAAUGUAUGAUAAGAUAAUAAAAGAAUCUUUUGAGUGGGACGGAUAUGCACAGGUUUAUUUGUGGAAAAUACUUGGAUUCCAAAAAAUAUAUUUUGGAUUGGAUGUUAGUGAUGCAGGUUACAAAGAACGAAGUAUAGAAGCAAAAGAAGGAUUUGAAAUUGUCAAAAGCUUGUGUACAUUGACACAAUGA